Molecule: messenger RNA, 2991 nt
Organism: Phragmites australis (common reed)
Lineage: Eukaryota; Viridiplantae; Streptophyta; Magnoliopsida; Poales; Poaceae
Product: putative disease resistance protein At5g47280
Exons: 4
Coding region: 214-2769 (851 amino acids)
Biological process (GO): defense response to fungus
Molecular function (GO): ADP binding
Source: RefSeq, a predicted model, not a curated record
AUCUAAACUAGCUCGCGUAAUUCGAACUUUAUUUGUACCCCUAUCCCCUAUCCGAGACCAAACGCUACGCCCCCCGCCUCCUCGACGCCGAUGGCGACACCUCACUCGCCCAGCUGACAAGUCCACCGAGCACACGCAAGCAACAAAGAAAGAGAUCGAGGAGAAGGGGAAGACAGAGGAGGGGAAGCGGCGUGAGGAUCGAACUCGGUGACCAUGGAAUUGGACCGGCUGCUGUUCGACCAGCUGGCCGGGGAGGCGCUGCGCGAGCUGCUGCUCGUGGUGCGGGGCACCUUCCUCUGCCGCUCCACCGCCGAGCGCCUGCGGCGGAGCGUCGAGCCGCUGCUCCCGCUCGUGCAGGGCCUCCCCGCCCACGGCCGCAGCAACGGGGAGCUCGGGGAGCUCGCGGUGCGGAUCAGGGAGGCGCUCGACCUGGCCCGCUGCGCCGCGGCGUCCCCGCGCUGGAACGUGUACCGCGCCGCGCAGCUGGCCCGCAGGAUGGAGGCCGCCGACCGCGGGAUCGCACGGUGGCUGGCGCGGCACGCGCCCGCGCACGUCAUCGACGGCGUACGCCGGCUGCAAGACGAGGCCAACGCGCGCAUUGGGCGGCUCGAGCGCCGCGUCGAGGAGAUCGCCGCAGCCUCCGCGGCGCCCCAGCCACCAGCCUUGUCUGUUCCCGUCGCGCCGCCGCACAAGGCCUCCAUGGCCGGUAUGCCGAUGGAGGUGCCGCACAAGGCCAUGGCUAUGCCCAUGGACUUUCCCCCCAAGGCCAUGGCGAUGUCCAUGCACGUGGAGCUCCCGGAGGAGCACGAGGACGACGGGAUGGUGGGCGGCGGCGUCAAGGUGGGCAAGGAGAAGGUAAAGGAGAUGGUCAUGAGCGGCGGCGGCGGCUGGGAGGUCGUCGGCAUCUCCGGCAUGGGCGGCAGCGGCAAGACCACGCUCGCCAUGGAGAUCUUCAGGGAUCACAAGGUCCGAGCCUACUUCAACGACAGGAUCUUCUUUGAGACGAUAUCGCAAUCCGCAAACUUGGAGACCAUCAAGAUGAAGCUGUGGGAGCAGAUCAGCAGCAACAUAGUGCUUGGUGCAUACAACCAGAUCCCAGAAUGGCAGCUCAAGUUAGGGCCAAGGGACCGAGGACCGGUCCUUGUUAUCCUUGAUGAUGUGUGGUCUCUUGCACAGCUUGAGGAGCUCGUGUUCAAGUUCCCUGGGUGCAAGACUCUUGUUGUAUCGAGAUUCAAGUUCCCCACGUUGGUAACCCGGACAUAUGAAAUGCAGUUGCUUGAUGAGGAGGAGGCUUUAUCUGUCUUCUGCCGUGCUGCCUUCGGUCAGGACUGUGUUCCGCACACUGCUGACAAGAAAUUGGUUAAGCAGGUUGCUUCAGAGUGCGGAGAUCUUCCUCUAGCUCUGAAGGUCAUUGGCGCAUCUUUGCGGGGUCAGCCUCCUAAGAUAUGGCUGAGUGCCAAGAACCGGUUGUCACGAGGGGAGGCUAUUUCUGACUCCCAUGAGACCAAGCUCCUAAAGAGAAUGGCGGCAAGCGUGGAGUACUUGUCAGAGAAGGUUAGAGAUUGUUUCCUUGAUCUGGGCUGCUUCCCAGAGGAUAAGAAGAUCCCUCUUGAUGUGCUGAUCAACAUUUGGAUGGAGAUACACGAUCUUGAUGAGCCAGAUGCUUUUGCCAUCUUAGUUGAGCUAUCGAACAAGAACCUUCUUACCCUAGUUAAUGAUGCACAGAACAAGGCUGGAGAUUUGUACAGUACCUAUGAUGACUGCUCGGUGACGCAACAUGAUGUGUUGAGGGAUCUGGCGCUUCACAUGAGUGGACGUGAUUCUCUGAACAAGCGGAGGCGGCUGGUGAUUCCAAGAAGAGAAGAAUCACUUCCAAGAGAUUGGCAGAGGAAUAAGGAGACUCCAUUUGAAGCUCAGAUAGUUUCCAUUCAUACAGGUGAAAUGAAAGAAUCUGACUGGUUCCAGAUGAGCUUCCCCAAGGCAGAAGUGCUCAUCCUCAACUUUGCCUCAAAUGUAUACUACCUCCCACCAUUCCUCGCAACAAUGCAUAACCUGAAAGCGUUGGUGCUGAUCAACUACGGCACCACCAGUUCAACCCUUGACAAUCUAUCUGCCUUCACCACACUCAACGGUCUGAGGAGCCUCUGGCUGGAGAAGAUCAUGCUCCCACCGCUGCCAAAGACCACAAUCCCACUGAAGAACCUGCACAAGAUUUCCCUUGUCCUCUGUGAGCUGAACAACAGUCUGAGAGGAUCAACGAUGGACCUGUCCAUGACUUUCCCGCGCCUCUCCAACCUCACCAUUGACCACUGCAUAGAUCUGAAGGAGCUGCCAUCUAGUAUCUGUGAGAUCAGCUCCCUUGAGACCAUCUCCAUCUCCAACUGCCAUGACCUCACUGAGCUGCCAUAUGAGCUGGGUAAGCUGCACUGCCUGAGCAUUCUUCGGGUGUACGCCUGCCCAGCGUUGUGGCGGCUCCCACCAUCGGUGUGCAGCCUGAAGAGGCUGAAAUACCUUGACAUAUCUCUGUGUAUCAACCUGACAGACCUCCCAGAGGAGCUUGGUCACUUGACAAGCCUGGAGAAGAUCGACAUGCGAGAAUGCUCACGAUUGAGAAGCCUCCCGGGGUCGUCCUCCUCCCUGAAGUCUCUCGGUCAUGUCGUGUGCGAUGAGGAGACGGCAUUGCUGUGGAGGGAGGCUGAGCAGGUCAUCCCGGACCUCCGAGUGCAGGUGGCAGAAGAGUGUUAUAACCUGGACUGGCUUGUAGACUGAUGUCAUGUUCUGGAUGCUUUGGCUUCCAAACUGACCAUGUACAGAUGACGUGGAUACGUUUCCCUGUGUAGUGCAGGAUGUGUAAUCAGUCCGCCGAGCAAUUUUGACAGCUAAACUUGAAAUCCCGGUUCCAAAAUACAAAUGCACGUAGAAAGAAAAUAUAUACAAAGAAAAGAAUUUCUUUUCUUGGCACAAAGCACAUUUAUAUACAUUUGAUGAAGA